This is a messenger RNA of Oryza sativa Japonica Group (Japanese rice), 1600 nucleotides long. RefSeq names its product vesicle-associated protein 1-3. The record is from RefSeq and is a predicted model, not a curated record. Gene Ontology annotation, biological process: endoplasmic reticulum membrane organization. Lineage: Eukaryota; Viridiplantae; Streptophyta; Magnoliopsida; Poales; Poaceae. Gene Ontology annotation, cellular component: endoplasmic reticulum membrane; plasma membrane.
GAGUUCGACGUUUCGACGCUGAGUCAGACAGAGAUAUAGAACCAAAAAGAAAAGAACAGGUAAACGGAAAGCAAAAGGAGUUGGGAUAUUUUUCCCAGGCGACGUGGGCGGCGUAUCCAGCCAAUCCCAACUGGCGCUGGCGCGAGCCGAGGCGAGACCAACUACCAAUCAACCAACUAACCGAACAGCGCGCGCAAGAGAUGAAGCGGAAAGCUAGCAGCAGCAGCAGCCCAGAUUGCCCACGACUCAAACUCCCAAUCCCCAACCAAUCGCCUAUAAUCCUUAGUAUAGUUAGUUUAUUCCAACCCGAAUUCCAACCUCCCAAGAAUUCAAUCUCUUGUUCCGUUUCGCUUCUUUUAAUUCAAGAUUGAAUCAAUUACAUAGCGUGUUUGCUUGUCGUUGAUGCUUUGCUUCCUGGAGGAGGAAACGCCCGCACACGCCGCCGACCACCUCUCCGUUUCCUUGGAUCUUUCAGCUUCCUGUUCCUCACGAGAUCGAGAAGGGGGGAAAAAGAAAACGUCGGUUUUUAGUCUCGUUUGCCUCGAUCCUCUCGUUCUUGGUUGGUCGGCGCCAUGAGUAACACCCUGCUUCGAAUCUACCCUUCCGAGCUGAAGAUACCCUUCGAGCUCAAGAGGCAGAAUUCGGGGAUCCUGGAGCUCACGAAUAAGACCGAUCAUCAUGUAGCCUUCAAGGUGAAAACGACGAACCCUAGGAAGUACUCGGUGAGACCAACCACCGGAAUCGUUCUGCCCAGAGGGUCUUGCGGAAUCACAAUAUCUAUGCAACCGCCGAAAGAGAUCCCUACGGAUUAUAACUGCAAGGACAAGUUUCUCAUCCAAAGCGUCGUGGUAGAGGAUGGCACAACGCAGAAGGACAUUCACAGUGACAUGUUCAGUAAAGAGGCAGGCAAGGUGGUCGAGGAGUUCAAGCUGAGGGUGGUCUACAUCCCUGCCAAUCCUCCCUCCCCUGUGCCAGAGGAAGAAGAGGAUGAGAUUGAUUCCCUUGAUUCAGAUGUGGACCAUGAAGUGCAAAUGCCAUCUACGUUCGAUGCUGCAUCAAGGAAGGGAUAUACAUCUGGAUCGCAAGCUUCACAUGACGAGGGCGUCUCUUUGACCAAAGCUGUAUUGAGUAAAUAUGUAGAUGAAAACCAGAAGCUUCAACAAGAACUGGAUCUUCUUAAGAAGAAAAGGUCAUCAUCCGAUGGGGGUUUCACAGCUCUGUUUGUGCCUUUUGUCUUUGCGUUCUUCGUCUUCAUUGGAUACUUAAUGGCGGGAAGCAAUGUUUAGCCAGAAUAGCUGCAAAACAUACGCAUCGUUUUGCAGAAUUUUGUCCCUCUGGCUGAUCAAUUCUUUCUGUUUCUCUUGGUAGAAAUAUAUUUCUUCAUUAUAGGUGGUUGUCUUCCGUUCUUGUGAAGUAUAAUAUACCUCUUAAAGAAUGGGAGAGAACCAUUCAUUGUAGAUAGACAAAUAGGCGUUCUAUCUCUGAAUUGUUCAUAUAUAAUAAACCUCUGGUUCAUUAUACACACACGUUUGCUUGUAAAUGUGGUUGAGUGUAAAUUUGACCUGCAGUAUGGUCCUGGGUGAGUUCCAGAAUCCUUUCA